UGUGACGCCGCUAGUUGGCGCUUACACCACAUUUCGCCUGCGGGAGGAACACCAACGAAGAAGUGAGAGUGCGGCUAGCAGUAGCCUGGGGACUGAGGAGGAACAGAAAUCCUACAAAUGGACAAAAAGAAGAAACCAUUCGACGUGACGGCUUCUUCGUUAGUGGACCUGAAAGCUGAACUGUACAGGAAGCAGGAACAAUUCAAACAGGACAAACUCGGACAAGAAAAUGCUGGAGCUGGAUCUAAAUCUAAAUCCAAAGAGAAGAAACCAAAUGUCUGGAGCAAACAGAACCCUGGUGUUUCAGCGCGGGCUGAGAAAGAUGCAGAGCAGCUGGACGAGGAGCAGAAAAGUCUUGAUACGUCAAAGCGCAGGUUGGAGGAGAAGGCCAAACUCUACGAGCAAAUGACCAAAGGAGACUUCCCAGAUGAGGAGACAGAGGGUCUGUUCCUGGUCGAUUUCACGCAGAAGAUUAUUGACAAAAAGAGAGAAACAUUUGCACAGAGGGACAUGUUGAAAGAGGAAGAUGAAGAGAGAGACAGCUCGACACCUAUACCUGCUCCUGGAAACCCAGAUGAGGAAUGGGUGGACUUCGUCGAUGCUUUGGGCCGAUCUCGAAGAUGCAUGAAGAAAGACCUGCCAGAUUUUAAGAAAAUGGACCAUAACCUAAAAGGAAAAGGGACAGCCUCAUCUGAGAAGACUUUACUCUCAGAGGACAUGCGCCGAGAGCUGCAGAGGCAGGAGUGGGAGAGGGAGGAAGAGGAGGCUAUGAAGAGGCCUAUUGGACCGAUCCACUACGAGGAUAUCCGAGGACAAGAGGCACGAGAGCUUGGUGUUGGAUACUUUGCGUUUUCUCAGGAUAAAGAGCAUCGCAGAAAGCAGAGAGACACUCUGGACAUGCUCAGAGACCAGACAACAGAACAGCGUAGUAAAAGAGAACGACUGAAGGAGAAGAGACAGGCCAUCCUGCAGGCCAGAUUGGCCAAGGUAAGGCAGAGGAAGAUGAAGAAGACCAAGCUUGAUGGCACUGAAGAAGAAGACAGAGAGGAGGAGAAAGAAGCAGAUGAAGAUGAUAGUGAAUUGAUCGGCUCCCCGCCUCUACCAGAGGACUAUCCUGAGGUCAGUACUGUGAAGAGGGUGGAAGUUGAGAUCCAGGAAAGGAAGGACACUAAACCAGGAGUUCCUCAUGUCAGAGAGUGGGACAGAGGCAAAGAGUUUAUGUUUAGCGAAUGGAAAAGCCGGCGCCGGGAUGAGCGAGAGUCAGACUUUGCUCCUCCCUCUGCAUAUUUCACUGAUUGGAAAAAACAAGCCCCAGGAAAGAAUAAAACUCAGGAGAAUAAAUCCAAAAUGUCUUUCAAGUGGUCAAAGGGCCCUGGAGAAAUCUCUGAGAGUAAAGAAAAACCACCUCAGCCUGAAACACCUCCUUCACCCCCCCAACCUCAACAAAAAGAUCCAUCUGCUUCUCCGCCACAGAACACGUCCCAGCCAACACCCUCACAGCCCCACGUUGUUUCAGCCCCUUUGUCUGCUCCUCAUUUCAGUCCCCAGUGUCCACCUCCUCCAUUUUAUCCCCCAUUUCCUCCUCCUCAUCCUUCCCAGUUUGCAGGUCCACCUCACUUACCUCCUCACUAUCCCUCCCAGUAUCCACCCCAGUAUCCUCCUCAAUUUCCACCCCAGUAUGUCCCCCAGUAUCCACCUCAGCCGCAGAGCCAGUCUCAGCAGCCCCACGAGCCCUCACACCACAGCCAGGCUCAGCAGCCCCCUCAGGGUUCUUCUCAGAGUCUGGAUGACAUGUUGUCCUUCUACAGGAACUUUACCUGACCUGAUGUUCACUGUGUAGUUGCCUCAUGUAAGGAUUUGUAAUACUGCUGUUUAGUUUUAGGCCUCAUGCAAGAACAUGUUCUUUAAGAAUAUUGCAGCCUAGUUUUACGCUGUCGGAUGCUAGAGGAGGAUGCUAAACAUCAACCUGCACAAAGGUCCUGUUAUAGAUAUUUUUAAUUGAAUUAAUUUUGGUAUCAUAUGUAAAGUUCAAAAUCAUUCACUGGAAUCUUUGAAAUAAGAUUGUUUAACCCUGUGAUGACAGGUCAGUGUGUCUGUUCAUGACAACAUCUGGAGAACUUGUGAAUGUUGUGAAGGCCCCAAAUUUUCUUUAAUCUCUCAAACCCCCAGUGUCACUUGAGAACUGGUCUGUUCACACAACCAAAUCUUGCAUUAGGCCCCAUGCCUCAGCUCUUUGGAGUUUUUGCAUUUAAUAAAUAACAGGAAUUUAAAUAACAUUGUU
Messenger RNA from Paralichthys olivaceus (Japanese flounder), 2281 nucleotides. RefSeq names its product coiled-coil domain containing 174 (gene ccdc174). The record is from RefSeq and is a predicted model, not a curated record. Lineage: Eukaryota; Metazoa; Chordata; Actinopteri; Pleuronectiformes; Paralichthyidae. Gene Ontology annotation, cellular component: nucleus.